AUGCCGGUUUCAGUCUCUACGUCUAUUCUUGACAGUCCCCAGCAAAGCCAACGCUUAUCCCCAUACGAUGUAAUGGUUAUCAAGUCGCACGAAAUUUCUACCGUCAAUAAUUUUAUAGCUGCCGUAUCCAACUGGCUUUUCCUUGCUGGCUUCAUAGUUAUUUCAGGAGCUUUUACUUCAAUCAGCCAUACUGCGCUCCUGAAUGAUUCCCAAACAGGGAGGGUUGUACAGUAUGCUCUACGUGGUACGCCCCUCCUUGUUCUUGGUAGCAUAUUCUGUUUUGCUGGUGGAAUUGGAAUGGCAUGGGUUUAUUGGCAGGUCAAACACAACUAUAGCUGGCUUGUGGACCGGGUUUUCCUGUGGCAACUUUCGCCUCUGACGUAUCUGACAAUUAGUUUAGUGAAUAUUUAUAGCGCACAGAACGGGGAUUGGUCUGUCACAGCCAUCGACACUGUUUGUAUCAUGGGGUCAUCUGUUUUAUGA
Molecule: messenger RNA, 483 nt
Organism: Ilyonectria robusta
Lineage: Eukaryota; Fungi; Ascomycota; Sordariomycetes; Hypocreales; Nectriaceae
Exons: 2
Coding region: 1-483 (160 amino acids)
Source: RefSeq, a predicted model, not a curated record